CUCCAGCGCAUCAAAAGCUCUCGAAAGCGCUCGAAAAAGUGCCAUUUGUCGCACCUUCACUCAUAAUCUUGCAUGUCACAGCCAAUCGCAGGCGGCCGAUGCUAAAUAAGAAAUCCUAUUGGCUAAUAAAAACACCAUCUCGUUUCUUCAGCAUCGAAUCAUUACGGCAAGGUUCGAGUUGAUCACUCCCCGAUUCGGGCUCGCUCACGCAAGGCACACGACAGAUUCUUCUCCCAGCCAGCAUGACGGAGACGACCGACCCGCUUCCUCCUUCACCGACCGCAAGCGACACCGCACCGGACCACGUUCCGGCCGUGUCCGAGCCCGAAAAAUCAACAACGGGAGACCAAAGUGCCAAAAUCGUGAUCCUCUCGGUCAAUGACGUGUACGACAUGGUUCCCAAUGAACAUGGACACGGUGGUAUUGCAGAAUUUGCAACGCUGUUGGAACGACAGAAGGCUGCACUACCCGAGGACGUGACGCUGCUGGUCACGCUAAACGGAGACUUUCUCUCCGGCUCAGAAAUGGCUGAACGCUUCAAAGGCGCGCACAUGAUCGAGUUGAUGAACCACCUGGGUAUCGAGUACGUGGUGCUGGGCAACCACGAGUUCGACUUUGGAGCUGAUGAACUCAAGGUUCGCAUGCGUGAGUCGACGGCGAAGUGGUUUGGAUCCAACGUACUGGACUCGGCUUCCGGCGCGUUGUUCGACGGUGUCGUAGAUACAGAGAUCAUCACAUUAAAAGACGGACUGAAACUGGGAGUCUUUGGUGUCUGCACAGAGGAGACCCCGACGUUGUCAUUCCCAGGCUCCAGCGUAAAGUUCGACGACGUGUUUGCCACAUCUCGACGUUGCGUCGAACAACUAAAAGCCCAAGGCGCAGAUUUUAUUCUGGCACUUACACAUCUGUCCAUUUCGCAAGACAAGAAGCUUGCACGUCAAGUACCUGGCAUCGAUUUGGUGCUUGGCGGCCACGACCACGAGCCGUUCACAAUGUAUGAGGGCAAAACAUUCAUCCACAAGUCAGGACAAAAUGCCUUUUGGUUGGCCAAACUCGAGUUCGAGUUGAAACGCUCGGCUGAUCAUCCUGAGCGUGGCUUAACCGUCUUGCCACAAUGGAGCAUGAUUGCCAACGCGUAUUUGCCACCACAACGGGCGUGUCAACAAAUUCUCUUCAAGUACAUGCAACAAAUGGCAAGUGAAGACGAUCCUGAGAAAAAUGAGCGUGUGUUGGCUACUUUGGCGACCACGUUAACCACUCGCACUGCACUGUUGCGAGCUGGAGAGAGCAAUGGCGGCAACUUGGUGGCAGAUGCACUUCGUAGCGAACUGGCGGCUGAUGUGGGUUUUAUCAAUGGGGGUUUUAUUCGGGGAGACAAGGAAUAUCCCGCGAAAUCCAGCAUUACAGUGGGUAUUUUGAAACACGAGAUGCCAUUCCCGCGACCUGCCGUUCUCGUGCGAAUUAAAGCCAGCGACCUACGCGAUGCAUUCAUCCAGCAUCUGUAUAAAUACCCACAGCAGAGCGGCUCACACCCGCAUGUGUCUGGGCUCAAGGUGACCGUCGAUAUGAAGGUAACCCCGCCUGUUGUCACGAAGAUGCUGCACGAGAACGGCGAGCCGGUGGACUUGGAAACGGAGCUCCUCGUGGCCACGUCCAAGUUUGUAGCUGGCGGUGGUGAUGGCUGUUCGUCCUGGCUGAAGGGCGAAAUUUUGAGGGAAGCACCGAAGAUCCCCGAGGUCGUAGCCGACUUUAUGAUGAAGAAGCGGUUGCUGGCAUAUCCCGAGCACGAGGGACGGAUCACGAUCAUCGAGUAAAAGUAGAACUCGAUGUGUCUAUUAACUCACGAGAAGGAAGUAGUCAAAAGAUAUUGCUGACAAUCAAUUAAGUAAUUCGCUUGUAAAGAUCCAUCAUGAAAUCGCAAUCUCGAAUGCCCACGAUGCGAACGAAGGCUUUGCUGUCGG
Phytophthora nicotianae INRA-310 is the source of this 1961-nucleotide messenger RNA. RefSeq lists its product as hypothetical. NCBI's taxonomy places the organism in Eukaryota, Oomycota, Peronosporomycetes, Peronosporales, Peronosporaceae. The record is from RefSeq and is a predicted model, not a curated record. Gene Ontology annotation, molecular function: hydrolase activity. Bases 243 to 1814 code for a protein of 523 amino acids. The transcript has 2 exons. Gene Ontology annotation, biological process: nucleotide catabolic process.